GAGAGCUUCGCUGCCAGCCAGCCACAGCUUCCUCAUCCAGGUACCAUUUUCCUUUUCUCUUUGCACAAGAAGUGCAGAGCAGGUGCAGCCAUGGCCUCUCUUCAAAACUACCGCGUUUUAAGUAAAAUUCCAGCUAAUUCUUUUCUUGGUGUUUCACUUUCACCUCUUCCACUCUUGCUGCAUAUGAGAGGAGGAAGAGUUGUUGUUUCACAAAGUUUAUACAGAAAAGAAAAUUAUGUUUUCCUGAGAAAACGAUGCGGCAACAUAACAUCAAACAGAGAGAGAUUUACUAUCCCCAGAAGUAGCAGCAAUUCAUCAGAUUCCAACAGCACAAAAGAUGAAUCUUCGAGUCAAAACAAGACGCCCUUUGGGUACACAAGGAAGGAUGUUUUAUUUAUUGGACUUGGGAUUACUGUCAUUGGAUACGGCUUAAAAAGUGGUUUAGAGUUUUUUGGAGUUGAUCCAUUGCAAGCUGGGAAUAUUGUUGAGUUGGUAAUAGUUUUGGGGCUUACACUUGGCUGGGUUUCAACAUACAUCUUUAGAGUUUCAAACAAGGAAAUGACUUAUGCUCAACAAUUGCGGGACUACGAAAACAAAGUCAUGGAGAAGCGGUUGGAAGGCUUGACAGAAGCAGAGCUGGAAGCAUUGCUUGAACAAGUUGAAGAAGAGAAGAGACGUCUAGCAAGUGGUGAGCAACUUAAUUGAAGUUAAUUUUGGGAGUUGAAUGACAGAUAUUAGCCUCUUUUAUGUAUAUAUAUUUUAGCUUCAUUUAUAGUUUUUAUAAUUACACUGGUCCAGUAGCUAGAAUCCAACUUUUUUUCUUUUGAUUUAAGCUCAAAGGAAAAAAAAAAAUGAGUAAAUUUGCAGAUGAAAUAAGCCAGUGUGUUUGAUAUAAACCUUGGAUUAAUCAUACCUUAAAAACUAGUUAUUAAGAUUAGAGAGUUUAAACAU
This is a messenger RNA of Mangifera indica (mango), 951 nucleotides long. RefSeq lists its product as uncharacterized. The transcript has 5 exons. The record is from RefSeq and is a predicted model, not a curated record. The coding region runs from base 91 to 705 and encodes 204 amino acids. NCBI's taxonomy places the organism in Eukaryota, Viridiplantae, Streptophyta, Magnoliopsida, Sapindales, Anacardiaceae.